GAGAGGCGCAGCACAUCCCGUCUCCCUCCCCGCAUUCCUUUCACACGAACAAGUCCCCGACCCAAAACGGCAUACUUUUUUUUUUAAUUUAGUAUUAUUAUUUUUAAAAAUCUCUGUUCUUUUCCGUUCAGCGAGCCCACAUCGACAAAACAGAGCUCAUUCGCGGGGUGAAAAUGUAUCCAAGCCGCUCUAACUUCUGCUGAAGCGCCCCGCCGGAGAGAUUUGGAGGAAAGAAGGGGGGCCGACGAGGAGAAAUUCCUCCGCGCAGCGCGCCAUUGACUGUAAAGACCUUUCAACUUAACAAAAACUGAAGUUGACAAAACGUAUCGCUGUCGGGGACGAAACUGUGAGAAAGAGUUUGUGUUUUUCGGCGACAGGAAGGGGAAAGCAGGAGAGGACUAUGCGGCUUUCCGAGGCGGUUUUUAUGGCUCCGCCGGUGGGGUUUUUUGGUAAAUGAGAGACGGGGGUGGGGGGCUGCGCGGCGGCGUUUUGUUUUGAUUUCCAUGUGAAACACAAAUUAGUGCUCCGCCGUCUUUCUCUCCCUCUCAACUUGCUCCUCGCCUUAACAUGGAGCAUUAUCAGGAAGACCUGGGACUCCGGGCCGCCGCACUGAUGGAGGACCUGUCCUUGUACGAAGCCUACAAAGACGGGAUGUACAGCGCCAGGAGGGACUUGGUGAUCAGCCCGGACUUGGACUUUUCGGCUCCGGCGGCCGCGGAGCUGAAGCCGGUGAACGGCAGCUCCGCGCUCCACCAGCAGCGUCACACCGUGGAGAAUUUCACGGCCGGGAAUAAAGUGUACAACGCGGCUCCGGUGCGUCCCGUGAGCUGCAGCCGGACGGUGCCCGUGGACUUCUGCGCCCCGCAGAGAGACCCGGCUGACGAGGACGGCUGCUGCACCAAGUCCGAGGUGGCUCUGCCGUGCUACUCGGGCACCUCCUCCGAGAGGCACCGGCGGUACUCCCUGGAGGUGCAGGGCCACAGGUACAGCACCGGCUCCGCCUUCGACGGCGUGCCCCUCAGCAAAGCGGCGCCUCCGCCCGGCAACAGGUGCAACAGCGUCUGCAUCCCCGGCAGCCACGACGGCAGGUACGGCGCCGCCAGCCCCCGCUCCAGCCUGGUGGUGCCGGGCCACGACAGGUACACCAGCCCCAGGUCCAGCAUGGUCCACUGCGAGGGCGCCGGCGUCCUCAGYCCGCGGUCCAGCUACGCGAGCACGGCCAGCGACACGAGCAAGCACUCGAGCCCGCGGGCCAGCCUGAACAGCUGCGACUGCUGCAGCAAGCCCAGCAGCAACCGGACCAGCGGCAUCAGCAUGGGCUACGACCAGCGGCACGCCAGCCCCAGGUCCAGCACCGCCAGCCAGUACUCCUUCACCACCAGCCCGAGGUCCAGCUACUCGGACUCGCGGUACGGGCCCGCGGUCAACCACCACGACGUGGAGGGAGUCAUCCUGCACGCGGCGCCGCUGGCCAGCCCGCGCUCCAGCCUCUGCAGCCAGGAUGGCGGCGCCAGACCGGGGGCCGGCGCCAACAACUGCGUGGUCAGCCCGCGCUCCAGCAUCUCCAGCCACAGCUCCAGGAGCUCCCGCAGCUCCCGGGGCUCUAUGAGCGCCUACCCGGACCUGCAGCAGCUGCCCUCGCCGCGGUCGUCCAUGCUGGGCAGCAGCUUGCACGAGGACUCCCUGCUGCAGGAGUUCGCGGACUCCAACGGGACUCAGACCCGCAUCCACCUCCAAGUGGUGCCCGAGCCCCAGCAGCAGGUCCAGGCGGCAGGGACGGGCGACAUCGUAGCCGCCGGGUCCUCCGUGAGCUACGGGGUGUCCUCUAAAGCGGCCUCGACGGGACAGAGGUUCAAGUUACCCUACCAGGUGACCCCCAGCCGCGAGAGUGGGCCGAGCCAGGCGGAGAAGCGGCUGGAGGCGCUCACCCUGGAGCUGGAGAAGGAGUUAGAGAUGCACAUGAAGAAGGAGUACUUUGGUAUCUGCAUCAAGUGUGGGAAGGGCGUAUACGGGGCGAGCCAAGCCUGCCAGGCCAUGGGGAACCUCUAUCACACGAACUGUUUCACCUGCUGCUCAUGUGGAAGGAGGUUGCGAGGGAAGGCCUUCUACAACGUCAACGGAAAGGUCUACUGCGAGGAAGAUUUUCUGUACUCUGGUUUCCAGCAGACGGCAGAGAAGUGCUUUGUGUGCGGCCAUCUCAUCAUGGAGAUGAUCCUCCAGGCACUAGGCAAGUCAUACCAUCCUGGCUGUUUCCGCUGUGUAGUGUGCAAAGAGGGUUUAGACGGCGUGCCUUUCACUGUGGACGUUGAAAACAACAUCUACUGUGUCAAAGACUACCACACGGUUUUUGCUCCCAAGUGUGCCUCGUGCAACCAGCCCAUCCUUCCAGCCCAGGGCUCUGAGGAGACCAUCCGGGUUGUUUCUAUGGACAAGGACUAUCAUGUGGACUGCUACCACUGUGAGGACUGUGGUCUUCAGCUAAACGAUGAGGAAGGUCACCGCUGUUACCCGCUGGAAGGCCACCUCCUGUGUCAUGGCUGUCACAUCCACCGGCUUCAGUCCAAGGUCCCCGCCCACCCUCCGCCAAGCUACCCUCUUCAUGUGACUGAACUGUAAGAGAGGGAGGGGAGACCUAGUUCCACCUCCCAGGUGAGCCAGCACUGCUCAGAAAGACGGGUCCAAACACUGCAGCUCCCACUACAAGCCCUGCUGUCACAAGGGGGGGGAAAAGGGCCCCCUGCACUUUUUAGUCCCCCUUUUUGGCGCCCACCCAGAGGCCCCUGGUGCCGGCACACCUUCCCACCUCCCCGCUUAUGUUUGUGGAGUGGGACUUCUCUCCGCACUCGCCUCUCUCUCUCUCUCUCCUGCGCUCUGACUGAAGGCGGUCCACGGCGGUGAAAAGCCACCGCGCCGUCACGGCUGAGGAUGCCGCGUGGGCUGGGGAAAGAGCCGCCACGCAUCCCGGUGCUGGCCGGACCCGGACAGGCAGUGCCUUUCGGAGCAGGUUUCCUCCGUGCAGCUUCUGAGACUGAAACAGACUGCUACAGACUAUGCAAAARGACACCCAGCGUGGUGACGCAGAGGGCCGUGCGAGGCGCCGCAGCACCACGAGCCCAGACUGACUGACAUUCCACUUAGCUGUCCGAGACAACACCCACAGAGAUUCACAAGCAGUGUCUUAAUUAAUGUUUAUUAUAAUACAGGAAAAGAAAACUUUAGAUGCACAUAGGUUGUCUUUUAUAUACGAUUAUAUAUUUCGCAGAAGUUUUUCACAUAAGAGCCUAGAUGUAGAUUUUAUUUUUUGUUAUUUUAUAUUAUUUUCAAUGUAUCGUCGUGAUCGAAAACACAGGUGCAGCUGUUUAUCCUAACGGUGUGAAGCUUAUUUUUGGGUCUGUUGGAUCAUUUCUCCUCCACCACUCAGUCUGUUCACRUCAGCCCCACGACCAGCACGCAUGCAGUCGUUUUAUUCUGCUUUAUUUCACCUUUAGGUUCAAAAUUUUAAAUCAAGACAACACAAAAAAAGGGUGAGUAAACUGUUUAGUUUUCAAUUAUUCUGGGACGUUGCUGUGCUGGCAGCAUAUUCUUAAAGUUAUUUAUUUAUUUUUAUCUAAAUUUUCUCAAAGUUUACUUGAAGCAGAAUAAAGCAAACUGCAUCCUCGUCUAAACAUACGUUUUGCUCAAGGUGUGUGUUCAGACGAUGGCGGUUUUUAUCCACACACUGUUUGUUGUCAUGUAAACACGUAGUGCAUUACUGUGAGGAAACUUCACUUGUCCACAUGCCUUAACAGCGACGUCUGUGUCCCACUGUGGUCUGCCAUGUUGUCUGCCCAUGCAUUUUGUUUCAGC
This is a messenger RNA of Austrofundulus limnaeus, 3846 nucleotides long. It is a transcript of the gene wtip, whose product is annotated as WT1 interacting protein. Gene Ontology annotation, cellular component: P-body; nucleus; transcription regulator complex. The record is from RefSeq and is a predicted model, not a curated record. Lineage: Eukaryota; Metazoa; Chordata; Actinopteri; Cyprinodontiformes; Rivulidae. Gene Ontology annotation, biological process: response to hypoxia; negative regulation of hippo signaling; cytoskeleton organization. Gene Ontology annotation, molecular function: transcription corepressor activity.